AUGGCGGGUGUCAAACAGGGACAUGCAUCAGAUGCUCCGAGUCCAGACUCGGAUGCUGUUGAUGUCACUAAUGGCACUAUCAGUCCCAUCACUGAUGCAGACAAUAUACGCCUCGCUGAGCUUGGCCACGUCGCUCAACUGAAGAGGCAGUAUGGCCUCGUGUCCGUCAUCGCCAUUGGCUGCAUUGCCUCAAACUCCUGGUCCGGUCUCGCGGGAACAUUGGUAACCGGCGUCUAUUCAGGCGGCCCAUCGCUGAUCCUGUAUGGCUACAUAUUCGUGACGAUCGCCAAUGCUUUCGUGGCUCUGUCUCUCGCUGAGUUAGCCAGUUCUUAUCCGACGGCAGGAGGUCCUUACCACUGGGCCGCUGUGAUAGCUCCGAAGAGAUGGUCACGAGUGGCAAGCUUCCUUACAGGCUAUCUCAAUCUUUUUGCAUGGAUUGUCGGUACUGCCGGGUCGGUAUUGAUGCUGGCUCAAUAUAUUAUUGCAAUGGCUAUUCUAAUGAACGUCAACUUUGCAUUCGAGCGUUGGAUGAUCUUUGUUCUAUACGAAGCCUGGGCCAUCAUUUCCACCGUGUAUAGCAUCUGCGGCAAUGCCCUGAUGCCCCAUGUCAUUCGGUUCGCUCUCUUCUGGAGCAUCGCGUCCUGUUUUAUCACGAUAAUCGUCAUGGCGGCUCUUUCGCAACCGAAACAAUCCGCUACUGCAGUAUUUGCUACCUGGAUCAACAAGACGGGAUGGACCAGUAACGGCAUUACAGCGUGCAUCGGGCUCAUCAACCCUGCGUUUGGAUAUGCUGCCAUCGACGCAACCAUACAUUACUCUGAGGAAGUCAAGGAUCCUGAACGAAACGUCCCGCUAUCCUUGCUGGCUGUCCUGGGAAUCGGAUUCGUCUCGGGAUUUGCCUUUCUCGUCAAUGCUUUCUUCAGCGUCUCCGACUAUGAUGCCAUCCUAGCCAGCAACACAGGUCUACCGGUUGUCGAAAUGUAUCGACAGGCGGCGGGUACGGCUGGCGGUUUGGGGCUUACUCUGCUCAUUUUCUUCGCCACAAUACCAUCUCUCCUGGACUGCCAAGUUGCAACCGGGCGGCUGCUAUGGGCCCUUGCCCGUGACAAUGCCAUGCCGUUCUCCACUUCGCUCAAGAAAGUCAACACUUCAACUGGUGUCCCUGUUCAAGCAUCUAUUACAAUCGGCGUCUGUCUGAGCUUACUAGGAUGCAUCUACAUUGGCAACACUACUGCUUUCAGCGCUUUCAUUUCUUCGGGCUUGGUGCUCAACAACCUGACGUAUGCCACGCCAGUACUUGUCAAUAUGUUGUGCGGUCGCAAGGAUUUCCGCCGGGGAAAAUUUCACAUGGGUGGCAUCACUGGCAAACCAGCGUGCCGCCGCUGCGUGGAAAAGGGUCAGGACUGUCCUGGCUACUCGUCCCUUUCCCUCACAUGGAUUGAUGGUCCUAAGAUCAAGAGGAGGAAACGUCAAACUCGCACUCCCUCGACGAGAGCAAGCCGGUCUCCUCCCUCGGUUGACACUGAUCCUUCCAUCUCUACAAACAACAAAUCACACUCAACUAAAGAUUUCUCCUCUAUAAGUAGCAACGGUGACCUCUCGGCCAUUGCUGUUGUCAGUGGGCAAGGCGAGAGCAGUGUCUUCUCACGACCUCAAGAGGACAUUGACAAACGCGUCACGGAAGCAGCCAUCUACCAAGAUCCCGAUGAUGAUCUUGACGCUCUUACCGCGCUAUUUCGGGGAACUUCAUCAAUAUUCUCGGAAGCUGGCACCGACAUUAUUGACGGAUUGCUCAACCCUCCUAUAUCCAUAAGUUCUGGCCUGAGCCCAGAAAACGAGCUUAGAGUAUUUCUUUCGAUCCACUACUUCACCAAUGUGGUACCGAUUUUCACGAUAUUUGAUACUCCAUCGAACCCCUUCGGUGAGGGCAUCCAACGUCUGGUCGGAGCUUCCGAUGCUCUGGCCAAUGCCACAACAUGCAUCGCUGCCAUACACCUAGCGGACAGUUUUGACGACCAACAUAUGAGAGACUAUGGGCUCACCUGUCGUGCACAGGCGACGACCGCUCUGCACAGAAGCAUCGAUCAAGGCGAAUGGAAUGAGGGUAACUUCGUCGCCUGCAUCCUCCUCAGCAUGACGGAGAGCUAUUUCGUACCGAUCGCCUGCGGUACUACCUACCUUGAAAGUGCAAAGCAUUUUAUAUCAUUGAACCGAUCCGAAUUCGAGCGCACGAGCAAGACGAUGCGGAAUGCAAUGUGCUGGGUUGAAGCCUUAGCAAGUCUUGUGGAUGACUAUUCCGGGAUGAGCUCCUCGCUCAGCGAGACACACACUAAUGCCAAUCAUGAUACCGGUUUCCACGGAGAUGCGGAUCCCAUUCUUGGGACGUGGGCGCCGCUUCUUCCACGGAUUGGAAGGCUUACAGAACUUGCACGAGAGGCCCGCCAGUAUGGCCUCACCCAGAGCCUCCAGGAAGAGGUUUUAUCUAUCGAGGCAUUUUUCCUCUCGUGGAUAGUUAACGGAGAAGACAGUCCAAAACCUGCAACGCCAAUUACUAGUGAGGAGAGUGAGGGUUUGACUCCCAAAACGUUGAAAUUCCUGGAUACGAUCUGCUUGGCUGUACCACAGUUCGAACGGCCGCUCCAUCCACCGGCCGAACAACAGUUCGCAGUCAUGGCUCAGGCGUACAGUCUUGGUGGUCUCGUACAACUCUAUUGUUUCUUUCCUCACAUCCUUCGCAAUCGCGCGACGGGACUGUCUGAUAGCCUGGGCGAGGAACAAUUCUUAUGCGACCUGUCCGACUACAUUAUUUCGAUCAUGAAAGACAUUCCAUUCGGCAGUCGGCUCUUCAAUGUUGGAUCAUUCCCACUUCUAGCCGCUGGACAAUUCUGUAAGAAGUCUGAAAAUAGGACGUGGGUUUUGUCUAUCUUUGAUGACCUCCGGACCCGUAAUGGAAUCGCUGCGGUGGGACAACUAGGAGUUGCAUUGCAAGAGGUUUGGCAGAGAUAUGAUAAUGGUGUGGCCACAUGCUGGUUGGAUGUUUUUUCGGAAUGGAACUGGAAGAUGCUUAUUAACUAA
Messenger RNA from Thyridium curvatum, 3075 nucleotides. RefSeq lists its product as uncharacterized. The coding region runs from base 1 to 3075 and encodes 1024 amino acids. The transcript is spliced from 3 exons. NCBI's taxonomy places the organism in Eukaryota, Fungi, Ascomycota, Sordariomycetes, Thyridiales, Thyridiaceae. Gene Ontology annotation, molecular function: transmembrane transporter activity. Gene Ontology annotation, cellular component: membrane. The record is from RefSeq and is a predicted model, not a curated record. Gene Ontology annotation, biological process: transmembrane transport.